AACAUCUCCAUAACUCAGAUUUCCUUAUUUAUCAGUAAUCACUUCUCAUUCUUCCUUUUGAUUUUCAAUUACUUAAAACUUUUUUACUUUUUAAGGUAAUCAUGGGAGUUAUCACUGAUCAAUUGGAGGUGAGUUGUGCCCUCCCAGCAGCCAAGAUGUUCAAGGGCUUUGUCGUUGAGGCUGAUGAUAUUUUCCCCAAGGUUAUGCCGCAAGCCAUAAAGAGUGCCGAACUCAUCGAAGGCGAUGGAGGGCCUGGAAGCAUCAGGAAAGUUAACAUUGUGGCAGGCGACAAACCCGCUUACUUGAAGCAGAAGGUUGAUGCUCUAGACAAAGAAAGUUUUUCAUUCAGCUACACCAUCUUCGAAGGUGAGAUAUUGGACAACAAAUUCGAGAAAAUUUGUCACGAGUCCAAGUGGGAGUCAUCUCCCAAUGGAGGAUCCAUCUUCAAGUCAACUGCCAAAUUCUACACCUUACCUGGCUUUGAGGGAGCAGAGAAUUUUAUUAGCAACGAAAAACAGAGGGCAAUUGCCUUGAUCAAGGCUGUUGAAGCACACCUCCAGGCCAAUUAAUCCUGAUGCCUGUUAAGAUGUUAUAUGAGUUUGCGUAUCUCAAGUGUUAUGAGUGCUUUGCCCUACCUAUUACCUAAAAUAAGUGGAUCAUGGGUCCAUAAUUCCAAGUGUGGUUUGAUCAAAAUUUCCUUUACCAUGAUAAUGUUAAUUAUUAAGACUUGGGAGUGAUCAAAAGUGGCUUGAUAUUAUAAGAUUUUUAUGUAUUUUUUUCUUUUCAAAGAGUGUGAUUUUGUAAGGAUUAGGCCAAGCCUUGCUUUGUUGUAGUAAGAGAAUCCACUUAAAAGGAGUGUUCAUAUAUGUUUGUAUCAUUUUUAUUGAAUACAAGUUGAUCCAGUAUAUUAUUAAACAUA
This is a messenger RNA of Pistacia vera, 919 nucleotides long. Its product is annotated as major allergen Pru av 1-like. Gene Ontology annotation, biological process: abscisic acid-activated signaling pathway; defense response. The coding region runs from base 102 to 569 and encodes 155 amino acids. The transcript has 2 exons. Gene Ontology annotation, molecular function: signaling receptor activity; abscisic acid binding; protein phosphatase inhibitor activity. NCBI's taxonomy places the organism in Eukaryota, Viridiplantae, Streptophyta, Magnoliopsida, Sapindales, Anacardiaceae. The record is from RefSeq and is a predicted model, not a curated record. Gene Ontology annotation, cellular component: nucleus; cytoplasm.